Molecule: messenger RNA, 5038 nt
Organism: Bursaphelenchus xylophilus (pine wood nematode)
Lineage: Eukaryota; Metazoa; Nematoda; Chromadorea; Rhabditida; Aphelenchoididae
Source: the annotation of a GenBank genome assembly
AUGACAACGUCGACAGAAGAUCCUUACAGCGGGUUCAACGAUUACGACCAUGCUUACGACACGGAUGUAAGUAAAAUACGAAGUCUUAAAAAAAAAUCCAUCUUAAAUAAUAAACACUUAGUUUUCAGGCACUGUUUGCGGACAAAGAAUUUGUCCGGGCAGCAGCAAGGUCAAGUCAUUCCAGAAGAUUGGUGAGUUUGGAAAAAAAUUGCGCAAAAUCUGAGCUGUCGGUGGAAAACAUGAACUGAAAUUUUCAAGAAUUUAUACAUGAUCCUUGUAGAGAAUCUGUGCAAAAUUUGAAGAAAAUUGGAGAGUAAAAUUAUGUUACACUUGAGAUACUGUAACAUAAUUUUAGAUGAUUUCAUCUUCAAUCAAAUUUUUUGUGGAAGCCGGAGCACUUUUUAUAAGACCUUUUCAAAGAAUAUUUUAUUUUUUCCUUCAAAAUUUCAGCCGACCGGAGCUCGCCAAGCCAUUGGAAGUCGUCUCGGAACAGGGUCCAAUCAACUGAAUGCAGCUCGUCUUCCAACAGCUUCGGCGUUACGGAGUUCAUUGGCAUCCAGGAGGAUCGGAAAUGAGGUUUCACGGCCAAUGACGGCCGUCCGAGGCGCCGGAUUCACUUCAGCUGGACGCAGUGAGUAAAUGAGUCCAUGCCGAGACUAAACAAAUUUCAGAAUCAACAUUCGAAGGGGUCAAGGCUCCUCAGAAUGGAUUGGAAAGCCAUGAAGACAGGUCGGUUUCAGCUGUUUUAAAAAAAUUCGAUUUUUUCAGUGUCGUCAAGAAGAUCAAGGAGCUGGAAAACAAAUGCAAAGACCUCCUGGUCGAGAGUGUCAUGGCGAGCGACCGGAAUGAGAUGAAAUUGGCGUUGGACAAGGCCAAAGAGGCGAAUCGGGUGGAGCAAAACAUAAAGAAAAUGAAGAGAGACGCCAGAGAGCCCGAAAACAUCGACCUCGCUUUAUCAGCACAACUCACGCUGGCCUGUCAGCAUGUCAACAACAACAUGAUCAGUGAGGCGAUCAACACUUAUGAGGUAAAAUACGAAAGCUUUUAUGAAGUUCAAGUUUUUCUGAACGUAAUUGGCUGAGAAAUAGGCGGAAAGGUGAUUUUGUCUGACUGUGUCUCCUCAUUUUGCAUGCUCUUUCGGAGAAAAAAGAUUGCGCAAAAUCUCAGUUCUCGUUGCAAAUCAAAAAUUUUUGUGAGCUGAUUUACGUCAUGCAUAGAGUGUUUACAUAAAAUUUGAAAAAAAUCUGAAAACCUCAUUUGGGUUACUGUAACAAAAUUUCAGGUGAUUUUAUCGGACGAAAGCUUUGCAAAUGUGAAAAGACUCAAUGUGAAUCUUGGAAAUUUGUAUUUCCGACGGCGAGAUUAUCCAACGGCUCUGAAAUAUUAUCAAAAAGCGUUGGAUCGAGUCCCUCAAACCCAAAGGAGAAUGCAGAGCAAGAUCUUGAAUAAUAUUGGCGUGGCUCAGAUCAAAAGAGGCAAAUAUGAAAGUGGAAGGGACAAUUUUAGCGAGUGCCUCAAGGUGAGUUACUGUGAGGAGUUUUUGAAAAAAUUGUUUUAAUUCAGUGCACCGUGCAUUUUUGUAAAUUGCACUGUGCAAAAAUCAUUUUUCCAGACCGCACUGUGCAGUCAAAAAAAUUGAAAAAUUUGUGCACUGUGCAAAAAUAAGUCGUCUCUAGUCGCAUAGUGCAAUUAGAAAUCAUUUUUCAAUUGAUCGCACUGUGCAAUAAGCAAGAAAUUGAGUAAAAAAUACUAUAAAUAGUUGGUAAUUUAAAAAUGAAAAAUAUUUUUUUUCAGACCGAAGCCGAUUACCAUGCUGCUCUGAAUCUUGUGCUGGCUUGUUAUUGUUUGGACGAUGCUGAAAGUAUGAAAGACGCUUUCCAGAGACUUGUGGACAUUCCAACAAUGGUUGAUGAUUCCACGAAGCCACAGGACAUCGAUAUUCUGGCUCAGGAGGCAAUGAAUAACGACAUGUUGAAAAAGUAGGCAGUGUUUUUGUAGAAAUUUAAUUUUUUUACAAAAGUUGGUAUAUUAAAACUUACCAUAGAAUGGCGGAAUAUACUUCAAAUUUGACUUUUUUUUACUCAAAAUUGACAUAAAUAAAAAAAAAUUUCCUAUCCCCCAAGUGCGACGCUUAGAUUUUCUUUAAAUUUUGCACACACGUCGGGAAUAGACUAAAUAUCAAUUCCUGAAGUUUUAGCUCGCGCUUUGCAGGAGCCGCCGAGAUAUCGGACGAUUUAUGCCGCCGAGAGGGCGCGCUAAACGUGGAGAGCGGUCAGAGAGAAAAACGCUUUUUGGCCAUAACUUUGGCAGUUUCAUGCGAAAAAUUUUGAUUUUUUGUAGAAACAUUACCCUUUACGGUAGAAAUAGGCAUGAAACUUUUCGUGCCGAAAUUCGGCAAAAAGUCCGAAAUUUUGGCCGACUUUCGAUCUAAAUAUCUCUGUUGUUUCUGCAAAGCGCGAGCUAGGAUUCUCGCAUAUAUCUUAGAAAAAUUAUUCUUAAUUUGUGCCAAGUUUCAUCAAAAUCUGAGCGUCGCACUUGGGGUACUUCCCCUGUAAGUUAUGGAAAAAUUUUUCGCAUGCCCGACUCUCCUUAUUUUACGUGGACUCUACUAACAAAAAUAAAAAAAUCGUUUUUAGAUGGGAACGUCAACGCAAACAGCUAGCUGAGAAUACGAUUAUGACCGCUGCAAAAGUUAUUUCGCCCCGAAUUGCCAAGGAUUUUCAUGAGGGAUACGAAUGGUGCCUGGGGGUCAUAAAACAAUCGAUUUAUGCGGGUUUGGCGACCGAAUUGGAGAUGAACAAAGCCGUGGAAAUGCUGAAGCGGGGCGACUUGGAGACCGCGACGGAAGCAUUGUUGGCAUUUAACAACAAGGAGAACAAAGUGGCCAGCGCUUCGGCCAACAAUUUGGCCAUGUUGACCAUGAUGGUGAGUUGACUUGAACAGCGAAUUUCUCGAAAUGUAGCCCUUCGAUUUCGUUCAAAUUUGGAACACAGACUUCAUAUAGAAUGGCUAUCAAUCGUUGAGAAUUUUAGCUCAUAUUUUUUAAAGUCAGUCGAAAUGUUCAACGAUACUUCUUUCGCUAAACGGAAAAUGAUGAUAAUUUCUCCGCGGGUCAUUGCUGAGGCUGCGAUGCAUAGAGUUCGAUAAAACUUUGCACAAUUUGAGACUAAUAUUUUAUAAGUCACAACUUAAAUUUUUAGCACGUGCUUUGCAAAGAUGACCGAUAUUUUUAGACGGAAAGUUGGCAAGAAUUCCGAUUUUUUCGCGAUUUUCAGCUUCAAAGUUUCAGUACCUCUUUGAAGUGAGGAGUCCAAUAGGGUUACAAAAAUUUUUUCCAUCAAAUUGGUCAGAGAUACAGCCAAAUUUUUUACCUUACCGCCAAAAAAUUAAAAAAAUAUUUUUUUGUGUUUCAGCAAGGAAAAGACCAUCUCAAUGAUGCAGCGCAAUUUGCCGAACAAUCGCUAAGUCUAGACCGCUAUAAUUCGAAUGCUUUGGUCAACAGAGGGAACGUUUAUCACCUCCAAGGCAACCACAAAUCGGCUAUUCAGUGCUAUCGGUAGGAAUUAGUUGAAAUCAGUGUCUUUUACUUUGUAUUUUACCGGUUGACCUAGAAAACAACUAUAAAUUUUUCAGUGAAGCCCUUCAAAUCGAGCCAGCUUGCAUUCAAGCCUUAUUUAAUUUGGGAUUGCUCAGCAAGGAGACAAAUGACUUGGAAACUGCAAUUAACAGCUACUACAAGCUCCGGAGUAUCCUACCGAAUAAUGUUCAAGUGCUUAUUCAACUCGCCUCGCUGUAAGUUAUUAAAAAAAUUCAAAGUUUCCUGCUGCCUAUGCAAAAAAUCAAAAUUUUCUUUUUUCGCAAAAUGCGGCCAAAACACAAAGCAAAUCUUCUUUGCACAGUGUAGAUUUUCUCUCCAGAUACGAAGGUUCGGACAAGCAGCAAGCCAUUGACUUCUACUCGGACGCCUCCAGCCUGGCUCCCAAUGAUCCAGCCAUCUUGUACAAGUUGGGGCAGCUUUACGACAGUAUGGGCGAUAAAUCAGCGGCCUUCAACUAUAUGAACGACAGCUAUAGGCUAUUUCCGGCCAACAUAGAGGUCAUUAAAUGGCUUGGCAACUAUUACAUUGACAGUCAAAUACCCGAAAGUGCUAUUCGGUUUUUCGAAAAAGCGGCUAUUAUGGAGUAAGUUGACUGUGGUUUGUUAUUGAUAGUAAAACGCUAAAUUUCCUCAGGCUUGUCGUCAAUAGCUCUCUUAUUAUUUUGUGGUCUUUUUAAUACAAAAUGGCUCUAUCUUUGAAACUUUUUCGAUAAUAUCUUACCCUAAACCACCUAUAACAUCAUUUUUCCAGACCCCACAACGUUGAAUGGUACCUCCUCAUGGCCGGGUGUCAACGCAGAGCCGGCCAACUCCAAAAGUCGUUAGAAGUGUACAAACAAACCCAUCUACAGUUCCCUCAGAAUGUGGAAUGUCUCAAGUUUUUGGUCCAAUUGAGUCGAGACUUGAGGAUGCUCGAAGAGCAAGCCGAGUACGAAAAGAAGUUACGCCGUCUCGAUCAGGGGCUACAACGGCGAUCUCAGCGCGAAACUGACUCCAGUCAAAGCCGCAGAUUGGCUGUGGCAUCACCGAAUACUUUGCCACCACCAAGCAGUAAGCAAAAAUAUGAAAAUUACUAUAUCUCAAAAGCACCAAAAAUUUUUAUAGAAUACCGCAUAAAACCCCUUUCAAGAACAAAUUAAAUCCUUAUUCGACGUUUUCUAGUCUAAAAAUCCAAUUUCAACCUUAUUUUAGGUCAUUACACCCAAAUAUUUUAGGAAAUUCAAGUGUAAUGUCCGCGCCUUCCCGCCAACACAGCGCCAAGGCCUUACUAGAGGUCGAUGGGCCCUAUCGACCGCAAAAACGCGAUAUAACUGAUGCUGACUUGGCCUACGAUGACCCAGUAGCUCCGCAAACGGAGAGGCCGAGGACUGGAUUCAAUUCGAAAAACGCGGAUCCCUUUGAUAUGAGCGAGUUCGGAGCCGACGACCUGCUUCCUGACUAA